ACGGGAGACAGGAAGCUCGUCUCUUACAGAGAGAGAGAUUUGAAUAUUUUGUUGAUCAUCUACAGGAACAGAUGAGAGGGGAAUAAGGACAGACAGAGGAAUGAGAGAGAGCUAGAAAUACAAGAGACUGGAAGCUUAAGGAAAUGAACAGGAUCAGACUUUUAGCUAAAUCCAACUCUGGUUUUCUUCUCCAGUCAAGGACUUCUGAACGCUUGUGGAUAUGGGCUCCAUUUUUGGCUCUUUGUGGAUAUUAGCAUUUCAGUUUUAACUUCAUCUUAACUGAAAUAACCAGAGGCUGAUUUUUCUUUUUUUUUUCUCUUUCUUUUUUUUACCUACUUUACGACCAUUUCUGACUUUCACUUUUCACCCCUGUCCCAUUCUUUGUGUCUUUCACUCUCUCGCUGGGAUGUUUAGAAACAGGUGAAAACUGAAAGUAUUUCCUUCCAUCAGAGACUGUGCAAAUGGAGAUUUUGUCCGUGGGCAGAGUAGAUUGCAGGUCAAAGCGCCUGAUGUGAGGUUGAAUGAAGUGGAAUGCCCUCUAUCCUGACAGCUGAUGUGUGACCGACUGCCGCAACAGAUGCUGAACUGAUUCUAAACUCUACUGCUGCUGCUAAACACAGACACACACACACACACACACACACACAGAGUUGGACCCGAAGAUGACAACUCACUGUAUCACAUAGAACUGGAUAUUACAAGAUAUCUUGAAGUAGAUAACUGGCAAAGUCCCGGCUGUAACCAUGGCUCCUCGGGUCAAGAUGCGCAAGGGGCGUGGCCUAUCGUCGCUAUUCCCCUGCUGUUUCAAAGGACGUGACCAACCAGAGAUCACCUACUGCCAUGAUAACAUUACUACUGUGGCUGCACUAGAGCCCACCAUGCCCAUGCCUCCUGCUGAGGAGCUGGACGCCAUGUUUACUGAGCUAGUGGAUGAACUGGACCUUACUGAGGAACACAGGAAUGCCAUGUUCGCUUUGCCGGCAGAGAAAAAGUGGCAGAUAUACUGCAGCAAGAAAAUGGAGACAGAGGAAAAUAGAGGAGCGACCAGCUGGCCAGACUACUAUAUUGAUCAGCUCAACUCCAUGGCUGUUAGGAAGACGCUGCUCGCACUUGAGGAGGAGGGGGAGGAAGAAAGGACAAAAAUCACAGAGAGCCUGAAGACAGCAUUAAGGACCCAGCCCAUGAGGUUUGUGACUCGAUUCAUUGACCUUGAUGGCCUGACGUGUAUCCUGAACUUCCUCAAGUCAAUGGACUAUGAGACAACCGAGUCUCAGAUCCACACCUCACUGAUUGGCUGCAUCAAAGCUCUGAUGAACAACUCCCAAGGCAGAGCUCAUGUUCUGGCACACAGUGAAAGCAUCAAUAUUAUUGCACAAAGUCUUGCGACUGAAAACAUAAAAACCAAGGUUGCAGUGUUGGAGAUCCUUGGUGCAGUUUGUUUGGUGCCUGGAGGCCAUAAGAAAAUCCUAGAAUCCAUGCUGCACUACCAGAGGUUUGCAUCAGAGAGGACACGCUUUCAGACUCUGCUGACAGAGUUGGAUCGAUCCACUGGUCGUUACAGAGAUGAAGUCAACCUGAAGACUGCCAUCAUGUCCUUUAUUAAUGCUGUGCUGAGCCAGGGAGCAGGAGAGGACAGUCUAGAGUUCCGUAUCCAUCUGCGUUACGAGUUCCUGAUGUUGGGCAUCCAACCAGUCAUGGACAAACUACGCUCCCAUGAAAACAUAACCCUAGACAGACAUCUGGACUUCUUCGAAAUGUUGAGGAAUGAAGAUGAACUUGUGCUGUCCAAACGCUUUGACGCUGUCCACAUAGAGACUAAAAGUGCCAGUCAGAUGUUUGAGCUGAUCAAGAACAAUCUGAGCCACACUGAAGCUCAGCCUCACUUCCUGUCUCUGCUGCAGCACUGCCUGAUGAUGCCCUAUAAGCGCACUGGUAACACACUUCAGUACUGGGUAUUAUUGGACCGGAUAGUUCAGCAGCUUGUUCUCCAGAACGAUAAAGGUGAAAACCCUGACAUCGCACCACUAGAGAACUUCAACGUCAAAAAUGUGGUCCGCAUGCUGGUCAAGGAGAAUGAAGUCAAACAAUGGAAAGAACAGGCUGAUAAAAUGAGAAAAGAGCAUCACGACUUACAGCAGCGCUUUGAAAAGAAAGAGAGAGAGUGUGAAGCUAAGACUCAGGAGAAAGAAGACAUGAUGGCGAUGCUGAACAAAAUGAAAGACAAACUAGAGCGAGAGGGCAACGAACACAAGCAAGCUAAACUGCAGCUGGCAGAGCUGGCAGCACGGCUGCAACAACUCAGCUCUAGUGGCGGUGUUCCAGGUGGGCCGCCUGUUGUUCCUGCUGCCUCUGGGGGUUCAGUUCCUCCUCCUCCUCCUCCAUCAGCUCCUGGCCUCAUUCCACCUGUCCCUCCUCCACCUCCUCCUCCACCACCCCCAGGAGGCCCACCACUUCCACCGGGUAUGGCUCCCUUUGCCCCCCCUCUUCCUGGGGCUCUGCUGGCACCUGCCAAGAAGAAGGAUAUUCCCCAGCCAUCGAACCCACUGAAAUCAUUCAACUGGAGCAAACUGCCAGAGAACAAGAUAGACGGAACUAUAUGGAAAGAAGUUGAUGAUCUCAAGGUGUUUAAAGUUCUUGAUCUAGAGGACUUCCAGAGGACCUUCUCCGCUUAUCAGAAACCUCAAAAAGACAAUGAGGAUGACCACAGUGUCGCUAAGAAGGUCAAGGAGCUGUCAGUUAUCGAUGGUCGCCGAGCACAGAACUGUAACAUUGUACUCUCACGGUUGAAGCUGACCAAUGAGGAGAUCCGUCAUGCCAUUUUGACCAUGGAUGAACAGGAAGACUUACCUAAAGACAUGCUGGAGCAGCUGCUGAAGUUUGUUCCUGAGAAAAGUGACAUUGAUUUGUUGGAGGAGCACAAGCAUGAGCUGGAGCGCAUGGCCAGGGCAGACCGCUUUCUAUACGACAUGAGCAGAAUCAACCACUAUCAACAAAGACUCCAGUCUCUGUACUUCAAAAAGAAGUUUGCUGAGAGAGUGGCGGACAUCAAACCCAAGAUCGAAGCUCUGUCUCUUGCAUCCCACCAAGUUUUCCAGUGUGAUACACUGCGUCAGCUGUUGGAAGUGGUUCUCGCCUUUGGGAACUACAUGAACAAAGGACAGCGAGGAAAUGCCUUUGGAUUUAAAAUCUCAAGCCUCAACAAAAUACCUGACACCAAGUCUAGCAUUGACAAAAACAUUACCCUGCUCCACUACCUGAUCACCAUAUUAGAACAGAAGUAUCCGAAGGUGGCACUUUUAAGUGAAGAGCUACAGAAUGUUCCAGAGGCAGCUAAAGUCAAUAUGGCAGAGCUGGAGAAGGACAUUGGGAAUCUGAGAUCCGGACUGAAGAAUGUUGAGGCGGAGUUGCAGUACCAGAAGGGUCGAACCUCUCAGGCUCCUGGUGAUAAGUUUGUCUCUGUGGUCAGCCAGUUUAUCACCAUGGCCUCCUUCAGCUUCUCUGAAUUAGAAGAGUCACUCAACGAAGCAAAAGAACUGUUUCGACAGGCACUAAGAUACUUUGGAGAGGAUUCGUCUAAGCUGCAGCCUGAUGAGUUCUUUGGGAUCUUUGAUGCUUUCCUCACGGCCUUCUCGGAGGCAAAACAGGACAAUGAGAACAUGAAGAGGCGCAAGGAGGAGGAGGAAAGACGAGCCCUCAUGGAGGCACAGCUGAAGCGAGACAGAGAGCAGAAGUCCAAAGCCAAAGCAAAAGGAGGAGGAGAAGAGGAAGGCGGGGAAUUUGAUGACUUGGUGUCUGCUUUGCGGUCCGGAGAGGUGUUUGAUAAAGAUCUGUCAAAGAUGAAACAGAACCGACGGAAACACCAGAAACAGAACUUGGCCUACAACAGCCGAGAGAGACCAGUCACUAAACUAAACUAUUAACAGUACGGGCAGUGGACAGCAACAGCUACUGUUCAUGGCUGUCUUUCACAUCUUAUAGAGAUGUGGAGAUGUCUGUUGAUGAAUGCACCUUUUACACAUAGAGAUUUAAGGGAAUACAAAAGAAAGAGAACCAACGUGAAUUAGGAGUUUUGGGAGCAUUUGUAACACUGACCUGCAAGCCCAAGGAGAACAUGGGAAACCAUGGACAGCAGAGUCUGCUGGUUUGCAUUCCAACCAUACACCACAGCAGAUUAUUUCACUAUUUCUAUGGCUGAGGGUGUGCUCAUUUGUAAGAUUACAUGGACACCAAGACUGGGAUCAUGGGGUCCCAAAUGGCUACAAUGCAAAUCAUAGCUGCAAUCUUGUAGGUUUGAAUUCCGUCCACAUCAAGACGCUCUUCCUUCCAAUCUGCGCCGUCUCUCUCCACUGUCAACCAUUAAAUAAAGGCAAAAAUGCCAAAAAAGAAUUGACGCUAUAGCAUAGAUUAAUGUGCAACAUGGAACACAAAGGCCUACUAUGUGUGUCCACAGACCAUUAGAUUAAUUGGUGGUAGGUCUGUAUUUCACUGAUAUUUACAGACCAGUAGUGGUCCACCACCACCGAAGGUUGAGAAAGACUAAAGUAGAUCUAGUCUUCCUCCUAGUUUGGAGUUUAUAGAACAGAGUUAGGGUUUGGCCAUCAAGAAACUCUAUUGCAAGAAACGCUAUUCUAGCUAAUUAUCCAUUAACAUACAAUACAUUCCUUAGUAUUUCUACAGUCAUCCAUUUCUUGGACAGGAGAGGAGAGCUUACUAGUUUACUAAUUUUAAUUUGCACACUGUUGUAAUGUAAUGGUAAUGCUUGCAAAUUGUAUACUUUGUUCUGCUCCACAGCUGUGAUUGUAUAGCAGUCAAAAUGAAUAAAAACAUAACUGCUUCAAACCAGACAGAUGGUACUCAGUAGAGUGCAGAUCCCUGCCAGCACUAUGCAGUUCUCUGGACCUGCCAUUUGUCAGUUCUUACUUUCCAUGCUUUUAACUGAAGGUAAUGUUUUUUGUUGAAUAAAUUCAAGUAAAAGUUA
This is a messenger RNA of Myripristis murdjan (pinecone soldierfish), 4978 nucleotides long. Its product is annotated as disheveled-associated activator of morphogenesis 1-like. Gene Ontology annotation, cellular component: stress fiber. Gene Ontology annotation, molecular function: actin binding; small GTPase binding. NCBI's taxonomy places the organism in Eukaryota, Metazoa, Chordata, Actinopteri, Holocentriformes, Holocentridae. The transcript has 27 exons. Bases 744 to 3920 code for a protein of 1058 amino acids. The record is from RefSeq and is a predicted model, not a curated record. Gene Ontology annotation, biological process: actin cytoskeleton organization.